CAAGGCAAUCACGCAUGCACACAUACACUUGUAAAUUACGCAUCACCAUGCACCACACAUGUGGACAUAUAUUCUCCGAUGUAGCUAGCUACUAGCUCAGCUUGCUAACUCUGGGUCGCCUAUUCCACUUGGGUUCGUUCGGUUUGUAGCUAGCUAACAUAUGCCUAUGGCUGAGCAGGGUCAGGGCAAAUCAUGGAAGACCAACCACUACAUCCUCGCAGCUCUCGGUGGAACCCUCGCCGCCACCGCCGUCGUCAUCAUCAUCUCCCUCAUCCUCAGCCCCGCGCACAUCACCUUCUUCGUCGCCCACGCCUCGACCAAAAAUUUGGAAGACGGCACCAAGAACCUGACUUUGACCAUCGCCGCCUACAACCCCAGCCGUCGGUGCCAGGCGAGGUACCAGAGCGUCUUCAUCGACCUCAAGAACACCACGAACACAGCAGGGAAACUUUCGAUUCGCGCCAACGUCCCCGACAAGACCUUCCCGAUUGCCUACGUACGGGGCCCGAAUAGGACGCUCAUCCACGCGUCGGUUCUUCUGGUCGGAGAUUACAUGGCUUACGCCGGCCGGCUGAACGGCAGUGGGCUCACCGUGGUGUUGUCGGCGCUGGUGCGCUUCAAGAUCGGGGUGACCCCCACAAGGAUGUACGAAAUCAAAGUGUUCUGCUCUAGCGUCCUCUUCCCUGAUGAGGACUCCAACUCUAGAUCGCUCCAGAGCAACAUGAUCCCCUGUAUUGGUUAACAUCUGUACCUGUUGCAUGUCGUGUGCUGUCUAUGUGUUUCUUCGUGUGGACCUGCAAUUCUCCAUUUCCAAAUUAAUGUAGUGCCUAGUAGAUCGUUUUCAUACAUUGGUUGUUUUGGGUCACUUCCUAUGUACGUGUGUUAAAUGUAUUGUGGUGAUGAGUAUGCCACCUUAAGUUGAGAAAAAAAGAUUUUCGAAUUUGCUCUCAAGUGUGGUUUUGAAUUGUUUUUACUUUUUG
Molecule: messenger RNA, 980 nt
Organism: Phragmites australis (common reed)
Lineage: Eukaryota; Viridiplantae; Streptophyta; Magnoliopsida; Poales; Poaceae
Exons: 1
Coding region: 161-742 (193 amino acids)
Source: RefSeq, a predicted model, not a curated record